CUUAACAGCAGCCGCCGCCGCCUGGCUCUAGCUGCAGGAGUCCGAGCAGCCUCGCGCAGGGUCGCCUCGCCGCUGUGCACUGACUUACCCUGUGAUCAGUGAGUGCAAAGCCAGACUCCUCCUUGAACCGUGUCCGGGGUGCAGCCGCCUAGACCUCCGCCCCCAGAGACUGGGCUCGUUCCAAGGGAUACAGUUUGCAAAUAAAUCGCAAUUCGUCUUUUUUUUUUGUUUCUUGCAACGUCCUUUUCCCCCCCCUCCGCUUGCUUUUUUUGUGGUCGAGAGACUUUUAAAAAAAAAAAAAGAUGCCCGCUGAUACCAUGGAGAAACCGACAGCCUCCCCGAUUGCUGGUGCCCCAGCUACCUCCAGCCACACGCCGGACAAGCCCAAGAGUGCCAGUGAACACAGAAAGUCCUCCAAGCCGAUCAUGGAGAAGCGGCGCCGUGCCAGGAUCAAUGAGAGCCUGGGGCAGCUGAAGACCCUCAUCCUGGAUGCCUUGAAGAAAGAUAGCUCCAGGCACUCCAAGCUGGAGAAAGCAGACAUCCUGGAGAUGACGGUGAAGCACCUGCGGAACCUGCAGCGAGCCCAGAUGACAGCAGCUCUAACUGCUGACCCCACCGUCCUGGGCAAAUACCGAGCUGGAUUUAACGAGUGCAUGAACGAGGUGACCCGGUUCCUCUCCACCUGCGAAGGGGUGAACACAGACGUACGCACCCGCCUGCUCAGCCACCUCUCCGCUUGCCUGGGCCAGAUCGUGGCUAUGAAUUACCCUCCACCGCCACCCCCAGCUGGCCAGCCUGCUCAUCUGGCACAACCUCUGCACGUCCAACUUCCCCCAGCUGCCACCGCAGCUGGAGCCGUGCCUGUGCCCUGCAAACUGAACCCUGCCGAAGCCCUGUCCCCCAAGGUCUAUGGGGGUUUUCAGCUGGUCCCAGCUACCGACGGCCAAUUCGCUUUCCUCAUCCCUAACCCAGCUUUCGCUCCCAGCAGCGGACCCGUCAUCCCCCUCUAUGCCAACGCUAAUGGACCACUGUCUUCAGGCAGCGGGCCAGGGAACGGAGCUGCAACCCCGUCAGCAUCCCCAGUGCAGGGUCUGACGUCAUUUGGGGGUAGCUUAGCUCCAGCGUCCCAAGCUGGGAGUCCCAUCGGGGAACGCCGUGAAUCAGUCUGGAGACCUUGGUGACUUGUGUGUAAAGCCUUCCUCCCUCCCCCCCAAGAAAAACAAAACCACCACACGCUUUGGUUCCGUUGUAUGGAACCUUGUUUUGUUUUUAAAGCAGACUUUUUUUUUAAAAAAAAAAGGACUUUUAGUACAAAGUGUCUAUUUAUUUCCAGAGGUUGGGAUCUCAACUUGUAUUUUUUACUCCUUUAAAGAAAUGCCUUUAUUUGAAAGACUUUUUAAAAAAUAAAUAAGAGAUUAGUUUUGUAUCAAAUAUUCACACCAGUAUAAUGCCAAAGUUGUUUGUAUCUUGUUUGUGUGUGUGUGCGUGGUCAAAAGACUUCCAAAAAGGUUGCAGGUGUUUGAACAAAUAAACUCUUUGAAAUAGAAA
Messenger RNA from Malaclemys terrapin pileata, 1548 nucleotides. It is a transcript of the gene HES4, whose product is annotated as hes family bHLH transcription factor 4. Bases 303 to 1181 code for a protein of 292 amino acids. Gene Ontology annotation, biological process: anterior/posterior pattern specification; regulation of neurogenesis; regulation of transcription by RNA polymerase II. The transcript is spliced from 4 exons. The record is from RefSeq and is a predicted model, not a curated record. Lineage: Eukaryota; Metazoa; Chordata; Testudines; Emydidae. Gene Ontology annotation, cellular component: nucleus. Gene Ontology annotation, molecular function: protein dimerization activity; RNA polymerase II cis-regulatory region sequence-specific DNA binding; DNA-binding transcription factor activity, RNA polymerase II-specific.